Messenger RNA from Paramecium pentaurelia, 1004 nucleotides. NCBI's taxonomy places the organism in Eukaryota, Ciliophora, Oligohymenophorea, Peniculida, Parameciidae. The record is from the annotation of a GenBank genome assembly.
AUGAAUUUGAGUUUAAGAGACAACACAGUGCUAUUAAAAUUUAGUCAGUUUUUAGGGGAUAAUAAAUUAGAAAAUAAGUAAUUUUAAUAACAAAGAAGGGUUCUUGAAUUAGAAUAGGAAUUAUACCCAUCUGCUGAUAUUGCUAAAAAAACUAAUAAAAAAUUUGAAUCAAAAAAUCCUUUUGUAAAGAAAUCAUUAGAUAACUUUGGUCCUUUUAAUUUUGAUUAGUGCAAUUAACUUUCAGGGGCUUAAUAUCUCCCUCCUAUUGUAACUUUUGUCUUUGUUAGUUAAAUAGGAAUUUAAUAAUGGAAUUAUAUAUUAAGGAUAAUGGUUAAAUAAAAAAAGAUGUGGCAGAGGCUAAUAAUUAUUUCCAGAUGGGACUUUGUAUGAGGGGAGUUGGAAAGAUGAUAUGGCAGAUGGUUUUGGGAGAUUAAUUACGCCUGAAGGGGAUACAUAUGUAUUAAUGCAUUUUAUAAUAAGAUUGGAUUUUGGAAAGAGAAUGAAAAAGAAGGUUUAGGAACUAUGUAUUAUGAAAAUGGAGUCAUUUUUGAAGGGGAAUUUAAAAAGGAUUUGGAAAAUGGAUAAGGAAUAGAAAAAUGGCCAGAUUAAAGUAUGUUUUAAGGAAAUUACACAAAUGGAAUUAAGGAAGGUUUUGGCAAAUAUAAAUGGACUGAUGGAUCUAUAUUUGAAGGAAUGUUUAUAAAUAAUUAAAUAAAUGGUAAAGGAAAGUAAAUUUGGUCUGAUGGAAGAGUUUAUGAAGGAGAUUGGGUAUAAAACAAGAUGCAUGGAGUAGGAACUUUUAUUUGGCCUGAUGGAAAGAAAUAUGUUGGAAAUUAUAAGGAUGAUUUGAAAGAAGGAUAUGGAGAAUUUUAUUGGCCUGAUGGAAGAGUGUUCAAAGGGGAAUGGUACAAUGGUCAUCCUCAUGGGAAAGGAGUAUUUUAUGAUAAAACAGGAAGGUAGGAAGAAGGAGAUUGGGAACAUGGAAAAAAAAUAAAAAUAGUUGA